AUGGAGGAGGACGGCCGGCAUAACGUAGUGGCGUGCAAGGUGAUCGACACGGCGCAGGCUCCGCGCGAGUACCUGACCAAGUUCCUCCCGCGCGAGCUGGACAUCCUCAUCAGGGUCAACCAUCCCCACAUCAUCCACGUCUCCAACAUCUUCCAGCGCCGCGCCAAGUACUUCAUAUUCCUCCGGUUCGCCGAGAACGGGGACCUCCUCGACUUUCUGACACAGAACGGCGCCGUGUCCGAAACGCAGAGCAGAUUCUGGAUGCGCCAGAUCGUGUCCGGAGUCAAUUACAUCCACACCCUCAAUAUCGCGCACAGGGAUUUGAAGUGCGAAAACAUACUGAUAACCGCCAACUAUAACGUCAAACUGACGGACUUCGGGUUCGCGCGGGUCGUGCGACAGCGGAGCCGCGAUAUCGCGAGCGACACGUACUGCGGCUCGUUGUCGUACGCGGCUCCUGAGGUCCUAAAGGGCACCCCGUACUACCCGAAGCUGUCCGACAUGUGGUCCGUGGGUAUCAUUAUGUACACGAUGCUGAACAAGGCGCUGCCGUUCAACGAAACCUCGGUAAAGAAACUUCGCGAGAAACAGGUCAUGCGCAAGUGGCGGUUUCGGUCAGGCAUUGUGAAUCAGUUGUCUAUGGAGUGCCGGAAGCAGGUGACUGACCUACUGGAGCCCGAGCCGCGGCUGCGCCCCAGCGCCGCCGCCGUGCUCGAAGGACCAUGGAUCGCCAUGGACGCAAGACUCACCAGUUAG
Molecule: messenger RNA, 756 nt
Organism: Aricia agestis (brown argus)
Lineage: Eukaryota; Metazoa; Arthropoda; Insecta; Lepidoptera; Lycaenidae
Product: testis-specific serine/threonine-protein kinase 1-like
Exons: 2
Coding region: 1-756 (251 amino acids)
Biological process (GO): microtubule cytoskeleton organization; intracellular signal transduction; protein phosphorylation
Cellular component (GO): cytoplasm
Molecular function (GO): ATP binding; protein serine/threonine kinase activity; tau-protein kinase activity
Source: RefSeq, a predicted model, not a curated record